Xiphophorus hellerii (green swordtail) is the source of this 3056-nucleotide messenger RNA. Its product is annotated as G-protein coupled receptor 37-like 1. The coding region runs from base 9 to 1559 and encodes 516 amino acids. Gene Ontology annotation, molecular function: G protein-coupled peptide receptor activity. The transcript is spliced from 4 exons. Gene Ontology annotation, cellular component: plasma membrane; signaling receptor complex. The record is from RefSeq and is a predicted model, not a curated record. Gene Ontology annotation, biological process: adenylate cyclase-inhibiting G protein-coupled receptor signaling pathway; positive regulation of MAPK cascade. NCBI's taxonomy places the organism in Eukaryota, Metazoa, Chordata, Actinopteri, Cyprinodontiformes, Poeciliidae.
UGUAGGUCAUGGCUCCAUCAUUUGUUAUUUUGCUCUGUCUUUACCUCCCGCUUCAGUUCGUUCAUGCAAAGACUGUUGAGCAACAGGAUAAGCAACAGAGCAAUCCCCAUAAAUCCCCCAACAGCGUCCAGCUGGAGGCUCUUCACCUGAAGAGCGGGAAGCACUUAAAGCCUGCAGACGAUGCCUUCAACCCUGAACACAGCCCCCCUGUACCCGACAUGGUGGACCUGGACCGCCGGGUCCGCCUGGCCCGAGGCGCAGACGAGGAUGAGCAGCAGUCCACCUUCAGCCACUCCUUUGAGAACGAGUGGGUGACGAUGCCUCAACUCACAGAGUUCAGCAACACAACCAGGGUAGAACUGAACCGCAGAGACGAGAUCAACCUCCAGGCAAACACCUCCAACCCCGACGACGAGGGUCCCUUCAACCCGUUUUUCCCGCUGGUGGAGAGCUCGUACGUGGCGUACGUGGUUCUGUUCCUGGCCGGCCUGGUGCUGGCCGUGGGCGUGGUGGCCAACAUGGCGGUCAUGUGUGUGGUUUGGAACAACUAUUACAUGAGGUCCGCCUGGAACUACCUGCUGGCCAGCAUAGCAUUCUGGGACUUCCUGGUCCUGGUGGUCUGCCUUCCAGUGGUGGCGUUCAACCACCUGUCCCACCGGAGGAUCCUGGGCGACAUCACCUGCCGCUUGGUGCCGUACAUGGAGAUAGCGUCUCUCGGUGUAACCUCCUUCACGCUGUGCGCCCUGGGGAUCGACCGUUUCCACUCUGCCACCUCCUCGCCCCAGCAGAAGGCCCGGCGGGUGGAGCGCUGCCGCUCCGUUCUGCUGAAGAUGCUGCUGGUUUGGCUCUCGGCUCUGCUGCUGUCCAGCCCAGAAAUCUUCCUGUGGCAGCUGAGCCAGGCAGUGUCUCCGUCUACCGGAAGGAUGGUGGACACCUGCACCAUCACCCCGUCCUCCCCACUGUCCCUGUACCUGCCCGACUCCCUCCACUCCCUGCUCCUCAGGUACCACCAGGGUCGCAUGUGGUGGUGUUUCGGCUGCUACUUCUGCCUCCCCGUCCUCUUCACCGUCCUCUGCCAGAUGGCCACUCGCAACGUCAACAGCGACUCCAGCUCUGCCCAGAAGCAGCGUAACCAUGACGACCGCGCCAACAGCCAGAAGCGCCAGCAGCACCAGGCGGUGGAGCGGCAGCUGAACUGCACCCUGCUGGCGCUAGCCGUGGUUUAUGGGAUCUGCGCUCUGCCAGAACAUGUCUGCAACAUCACCCUGGCCUACACGCAUAUCACCGUCUCUGAGGGCACGGCAGCCAUUCUGGUGCUGUUACAUCACUUCCUGUUGUUCCUAAAAUGCGCAGUGACGCCGGUGCUGCUGCUGUGUCUGUGUAAGGCUCUUGGUCAGGCCUUCAUGGACUGCUGCUGCUGCUGCUGUCAGGAGUGCCAGCCAACCACGGCCCAGGAUUCACCAGGCUCCGCCCAGGUCAAACUGAAGGCAGCCAAUGAGACUUCCAUCUUCUUUGACAAGGCUAAAGACACGACGGCCAUCUUGUCCAUCUCCAGCUAGAGCCACACGUUCCUCUUCAGUUGUCGCUCCAUGCAUCGUCUCCUGCUGGAUGUCCAGUCAUCUCGUAGAAAUAACUCCAGGUUUCCUUCCUUUCGUUUUUGUUAACUCUACACUUCUUUUGCUCUCUUCAUGAUCUAUCCAUCUUUUUCCAUCACCUUUCUUCUUCCUGUGCACACCUUUUCAGCCAGACCACUGUUUUGUUCGGGACACUGCAGCUUCCUGUCUGUACAGGAACUAAUGUUUAAUCAGUUAGAAAAGCUGCUGUUGAGACCUGUGUUGACAGCAGGAACCUGUUCCCAGGACUCUGAAGAGACUCUGGCAGAAGGAAAACCCGACCGCCUCUGUAGAUCCAAGCUGUGAAGUUAUUUUUUGUUCUUACUGAAAGUAAUUUAAGCUAAAUCAAAGCUGUAGUUUCUAUGAAUGUUUAGCUGAGAGAAACCUGAAGGUCUGCUGCUACGACCAGCUGGCUUCACAUCCCUGGUAAAAGUCUGGAUUACUGAAACUAAAAACCGAAACAUGAUAAAUCAAUUCAUGAAGCGCCAAGUGUAAAAUUACAAAGUCAAAAAUUAACAGCAGGAAUUUGAGUAAUUUAGCUUGUUUAUAGUUUCACUAUGUUGUUAAAGCUAAAUAUUGAAUUUACGAGCUAAAUAUUUAGCUCACUAAAUAAGGUCUGUAAAAUAUUUAGCUUGGAACUAAAUAUUUAGCAUUAAAUGUUUUAUUUCCAAACAAACAUUUAGCUCAGCAAAUAAUGUUUGUAACAUAUUUAAUUGAAAUAUUUAGCUUCCAGGCUAGUUUUAGUUAACUUGGAAGCUAAAUAUUUAGCUAGCAACUUUUAAUAAUUAAUUUAGUUUUCAAACUAGAUAUUCAGAUCUAAACUAAAUACUUAACUCAGAGGUAAGUAUUUAACUAAUACUAAAUAAUUUACAUAGACCGAGUUGGCCCAGUUUUUCCAUUUCCUGGUGUUCAGAACCAGACUGGACCCAGCUGGUUGUGGUGUUCAGAACCAGACUGGACCCAGCUGGUUGUGGUGUUCAGAACCAGACUGGACCCAGCUGGUUGUGGUGUUCAGAACCAGUUGGUUCUGGUGCGCAGCAGCAGCCCAGCAGGCGGUUCCCUGAGCCUGUUGAAUGUGUGUACUGGUGUUUUACUGCAGGUGUUUCUGUAAAGGUUGUGCUGACAAUGAAGCUACUAAUCUGAGCUAAAGAGACGAGAUGUUGAUGAAGAACAUGGAGGAAGACGAGGAAGACUCAGUGCCGUGAUGAUGGUCCGUUCAGGAGGCUAAAGUGUGUAGAUUAAAGUGUAUUAAUGUUCCUUAACCAGAAUGUCUAGAACAUGAAGGAACAGCAGAUUUAUGUUUUUCAGGAUAGAAGUACAACUAAUCCCGUGUUUGUUUGACAGAAAACAGGAUGCAGAUUUUAUGUGACAUGGAUGAUUGUGCCUUUGUAAUAUUCUGUGUUUUAAUGUUAAAUUUCUGAAAUUACAACAUGUUUGUCAGGA